Molecule: messenger RNA, 1879 nt
Organism: Marmota monax (woodchuck)
Lineage: Eukaryota; Metazoa; Chordata; Mammalia; Rodentia; Sciuridae
Gene: Dscc1
Product: DNA replication and sister chromatid cohesion 1
Exons: 9
Coding region: 52-1230 (392 amino acids)
Biological process (GO): mitotic sister chromatid cohesion; maintenance of mitotic sister chromatid cohesion
Cellular component (GO): Ctf18 RFC-like complex; chromatin; chromosome, centromeric region
Source: RefSeq, a predicted model, not a curated record
CGCCCCCGCCCCCGCGACCCUGGUGCUCCGCAUCCCCCUCGCCGCGCCGCGAUGAGGACACGCGAGGAGGUGGACGCGACGCUGCAGGUCGCCAAGCUGAACGCCGCCGAGCUGCUGCCCACCGUGCACUGCCUGGGCUUCGGCCUGGGGGCCAGCGGCGCGCCUGCCGGCGACUUCUGCUUGCUGGAACUGGAGCCCGCGCUGUGCCAGCAGCUGGAGGCCGGACACAGUCUUGUGAUUCGGGGAGAUAAAGAUGAACAAGCUGUGCUAUGCAGUAAAGACAAAACAUAUGACUUGAAAAUAGCAGAUACUUCAAAUAUGUUGCUUUUUAUUCCUGGCUGUAAAACUCCAGACCAGCUGAAGAUGGAGGAAACACAGUGUAACAUUAUUCACACUGAGAUCUUUGGUUUUUCUAAUAACUAUUGGGAAUUGAGAAGAUGCAGACCUAAAUUAAAGAAGCUAAAGAAACUUCUAAUGGAAAAUACCUAUGAAGGACCUGACAGUCAAAAAGAAGAGGAUUCAAAUCGCUCAAAAUACACCACUGAAGAUUUGCUUGAUCGAAUUCAGGCAAGUGAAGAAGAAAUAAUGACCCAGUUAGAAGUUUUAAAUGCCUGUGAGAUUGGAGGUUAUUGGAGGAUUCUUGACUUUGACUAUGAGAUGAAACUUCUGAAUCAUAUAACUCAGCUGGUGGAUUCUGAAUCUUGGUCUUUUAGUAAAGUUCCUUUGAACAUAUGCCUUCAGGAACUUGGACCAUUGGAACCAGGGGAAAUGAUAGAACACUGUCUUAAAUGUUAUGGGAAGAAAUAUACAGAAGAAGGUGAAGUUUAUUUUGAUUUGAGUGCUGAUAAAAUAUGCAGAGCAACAGCACAAAUGUUACUUCAGAAUGCAGUGAAAUUCAAUCUGGCUGAGUUUCAAGAAGUGUGGCAACAGAGUGUUCCUGAAGGAAUGGUAACUAGGCUUGAUCAGCUCAAGGGUUUAGCACUGGUGGAUAGACACUCAAGACCAGAAAUCAUAUUUUUGCUGAAAGUAGAUGAUUUACCUGAGGGAAAUCAGGAACGUUUUAAUAGUCUAUUUUCUCUAAGGGAGAAGUGGACAGAAGAAGACAUUGCUCCAUAUAUCCGAGAUUUGUGUGGAGAGAAGCAAACCAUAGGUGCAUUACUCACUAAAUACUCACGUUCUUCGAUGCAAAAUGGAAUUAAAGUUUAUAAUUCAAGAAGACCCAUUACUUAAAAUUUGAACAAGAGUUUUUUUCUUUGGAACUGAAUUGCUUUAUAAAGUUGCUAGAUAUAAGAAAAAGAUUCUUUUAUGUAUUUUUAUUUUGGCUUUUAAAAACCUACUCCUUGAAUGCAUUUUUUGUUCUCAUCUUAAUGUUUUGAAACUAUUACUACUUACUUUUUAAGUGUAACAGGAUAUUUCAAUAUUCUUCAGAUUACAUUUGUUGUAUGUACUCAGUGUAAACAAGGGCACAAGAAAGUAUUAUUUCCUAUAUUUAAUAGAAAAGUAGUUCUGUAGUCUCUGAUGUCUACAUGGUUCUAUUUAUAGAAAGGAUAUUGCUUUUGUAUAUAAAUUUCACACCUUUAAUUAGGAUUUGAUGUUCUCAUUUUUAAAAAGUUUUCUAGAUAAGAAAAUAAGUGUCUAGAAGAGAUCUAGUCACUUACAUGCUAUUUCUCAAUUGAAUUCUUUACUUUCAACCUUUCACAGAAACAGGAUGUCACUAGGUGCUAUCAAGUAUAUUGUUAAGAUUUGUGAAAUUGGUUUGGUAAUUGCUUCCCUGUUCACUUAGCUGGUAUAUACAUACACUUUAAACAAAAUGGGUUUAAUCCUCAAUCUUAUAGAUCGGUUUAUAAUCCUGGCACAAAUAAAACUCAUUAGAAAACUA